UCAGUUUUCUCGUUAGAGCAUACACUAUUCGAUUUGCCCAAGUUUGGAGAACUCCUGCAGAACGUCACCGUGCCGGUUGGUCGUGAGGCUGUGCUUCAGUGUGUCGUUGACAAUUUGCAAACGUAUAAGAUUGCGUGGCUACGUGUCGAUACACAGACGAUUUUAACGAUACAAAAUCACGUCAUAACCAAAAAUCAUCGCAUGAGCAUUACUCACGCCGAGAAACGUGCUUGGAUACUGCGUAUACGUGAUGUCAAGGAGUCCGACAAAGGAUGGUAUAUGUGCCAAAUAAACACGGAUCCGAUGAAGAGUCAAGUCGGCUAUUUGGAUGUUGUCGUGCCACCAGACAUACUGGACUAUCCCACCAGCACGGACAUGGUCAUACGCGAGGGGUCAAACGUAACCCUCAAAUGCGCCGCGACCGGGUCGCCAACGCCAACGAUAACCUGGCGACGCGAAGGUGGCGAGCUGAUACCACUGCCCAAUGGAGCUGAGGCUAUCGCAUACAAUGGCUCGUUUCUGACCAUCGCCAAAGUGAAUCGCUUGAAUAUGGGCGCCUAUCUCUGCAUUGCCUCCAAUGGCAUACCGCCAACAGUUAGCAAACGCGUCAUGCUCAUUGUGCACUGUAAGUAUUUGGGAAAUGGGGAAUGGCUGCAGUUCGGGCCAAAUGGGUUAAAUUUCAUUGCGGUUAUAUACGAGCUUGCUACGCCGCCCACACACAUACACACACACACAAACAAACAAACAAACAAACACACACACAUCCAUACACCCACUCAUCACGAUGUACAUGAAGCAAUUACUAAACGUAUUUAUCACUCAUUCUGUAUCUCCAUCUCUCUAUCUCUCUCCCUCUCUCUUUCUCUCUCUAUGGCAGGUGAACGCUUUGUGCCAGAAACCUUCGAGUCGGGCUAUAAAAUAACAAUGCGUCUGACCAUCUACGACGUUGACAUUUCCGACUUUGGUGCCUAUCGCUGUGUGGCCAAGAAUUCGCUGGGCGACACAGAUGGUGCGAUCAAAUUGUAUCAUAUUCCGCAAACAACAACAAUUACUACAAUGGCGCCCACUGUAUCAAUUAACACCGUGCCUGUCUAUAACGUCAAGUACAACAAGGAGCAACGCUACAGCAGCAACAGCAAUUCGAACAGCAAUAAUCCCUACAACUACAACAACAGUCCACAGAACAGCAACAGCAAGUCGCAACGCAACAAGGGCAAAUCCUUGGAUCAGGCGCCAUCGACACUGAACAAUGUGUACAUGGGCGCCACGUCGAGCUUGUGGAACUCACAGGAUCAUCACUCGCCGGGCACAAGCCGUGGCAGAGAUCAUCACCAGCAGCAGCAGCAGCAGCAUCAGCAACACCAGCAGCAGCAGCAUCUGGUGCCCGAUCAUGGCGCCACCUAUCGGUCGGACGGCAAGAAUACGCCCUUGAAGCACGACGCCAAAUCGCUGACCGACGAAAUGGAUCGCAUGCAGGACCUCAAAAGCUCAGCCGCUGUGCACAUACACAACAUACUACACUCGUUGAUUAUCGUUGUCUACCUGGGGGCGUGGCAGGCCUAAGAAUUUAAGCAAGAAAUUAAGUAAUAAUCUGUACAAAAUAAUAAAACAGUUCGUAGAUCUAAGCUAAAUCAGUUGUAAGCAAUUAAUUCGAGAGAGAUUCGAUCGAGAGCUAAAUGUAAAAAGUUGUUGUUGCUUAGCGCGUAAGUUGAAAAGGGUUUUCGUACACACACACACACACACACACACAGGCACACAUAGACACCCACAUAAUGCAGACAGGUUUACAAACAUACAACGGAACUACAAAGUAUUAGCAUGUAAAAUUGAAGCGAUUCGCAAAUUUGAAAAAAGGACAUCCUAGAGCUUAGGAUUGACGUGUGUUGUAUUAGGCGGAACAACUAAUGAACUACAACUAAAAACAAAAAGCAAAAAAAGAACAACUAUAAGCUACAUUUAAAUCUAGGCUUAAGUCAAAUGGUCGAGUGGAGAGCAGCCAACCUUCGUAUGAAUCGUUGCGAAAGCGACGG
Messenger RNA from Drosophila arizonae, 2030 nucleotides. It is a transcript of the gene DIP-theta, whose product is annotated as Dpr-interacting protein theta. Gene Ontology annotation, cellular component: neuron projection. The record is from RefSeq and is a predicted model, not a curated record. NCBI's taxonomy places the organism in Eukaryota, Metazoa, Arthropoda, Insecta, Diptera, Drosophilidae.